GCCAGCCUGUGGGUGGAGACAGAGCUAGGACUGCUCCCUAUAAAGAGCGGGAGAGAAUCGAGUCUGUGGCUUCCACAAGUUUAAGGGAUCAGUCAUGGCUGCAGAAGCAAAGCAGACUUGUUACGAGGGCAGUGCAGUGCAAAGCUUCCAGUUCUACCUGGAGCAUUCUGGAGAGCAUGAGGCCAUUGUGCAGGGCGUCCACAGCAUCCUGCCAGCCCAAUUUAAAAGAAUUGGAGCAGGUAAAAGUGGUCUGGAUGUUCUUGGUGUUGGAAGUGGUGGAGGGGAGGUGGACGUCCAGAUGCUUUCUCUGCUGCAGUCCACAUUCCCCACUGUUCCCAUCACCGCUGACAUUGUGGAGGGCAGCGCGGAGCUCACAGAAAACUUUAAAGCUUUGGUAGCAAAGACCACCAGCCUCCAGAAGGUCCAGUUUGCUUGGCACAUCAUGCACAGCGGGGACUAUGAGAAGAAAGUGAAAGUGAAGGGAGACGUGAAAAAGUUUGACUUCAUACACAUGAUCCAGAUGAUCUACUAUGUGGAUAACGUUGAUGACACCAUCAAGUUCUGCCACAGCCUUCUGAAAAACAACGGCACACUCAUGAUCAUCGUUGAAGAAGCCCACAGCGGCUGGGACACCCUGUGGAAGACGUUCGAGAAGGAGCUCUGCGUCGACACCAUCCCGGAGUCCCGCUCGUCAGCAGAGGUGAUCUCCAGCCUGAAGAGCCAGGGCCUGAAAUACGAGGAGCACAUCAUCCAAAACACCUUUGACAUCACCGAGUGCUACGAUCCAAACAGCACCACGGGGGCACGUUUGUUGAGUUUCAUGACACAGACAAAGAACGUCCACCAGUCCCUGUCCCAGGAAGUCAGAGCUGGAAUCCUGGAGCUCCUCAGGAACAAGUGCAGCACGACUCCCCAUCUGUUCACCAUACCAGUAAGUCAAGUAAGAGCAUUUUGUUUGAUCCCUCCUCGGCUCUUCCUGCACCUGACACAUCCAGGUGAGAACGAACACAUUGAAGUGGGUCAACAAACAAACUGAAGGAGGUCAAGGGCAGAUCUCAAGUAUAAGUCAGGUCAGAACCAAUAUCUCCAGGACCUCCAUGACAUCUGCCCUCAGCACAACCUGAAGUCAUCUGGCCGUGUGGUGGCCUUCUUGAGUACCAGUAAGAAUAAACAUAUAAUAUAACAAUAAACAUAAACAUGAGCUUGUC
Messenger RNA from Limanda limanda (common dab), 1208 nucleotides. Its product is annotated as histamine N-methyltransferase A-like. The transcript is spliced from 8 exons. The record is from RefSeq and is a predicted model, not a curated record. The coding region runs from base 95 to 1036 and encodes 313 amino acids. Lineage: Eukaryota; Metazoa; Chordata; Actinopteri; Pleuronectiformes; Pleuronectidae. Gene Ontology annotation, molecular function: N-methyltransferase activity.